UGGCUUCAACAACAAAAUCAACAAAUGAGCAAGCAACACUUUCCAGCCAAAGAUAACUUAAAUGAUAUUGUCCUAUUAUCACAGACAUUAGAAUCUACAAAUAGGCAAUCACUCUUUCUCACACAGCCAACUCCGAAUAUUGGUUUGGAAACUGUCGCCAACAAUUUCCCAAGUAAUACCGUUUCAAGUGAAGUACCAUCAUCCCAUGAAAAUGUAAACAAAAGCAGAGGACGUCUUUUGAAUAAAGUACCCCGAGUAGCAGAAUUAGAUAUAGAUAUUGAAGCUCAAUUUGAUUCUAAUCAACCAAAAUCUAGAAAACUGGAUCCCACCAUUGGAGAUUUAAAUGAGUACGGGGUAAAUCUAAGAUCGAGCAAAGAUUUUGGCUUAACAAAUAAAUUCUCUGGUGAUGGAGCAAAGAUUGAACCAGAUGCUUUCCAAACUGAACAGUUUGAUGCCAAAUUUAUAAACCAAAGGGAUAGGCAUGAGGUACAUUCAAAAGCAGCUGCGAAACUUUUAUUAGAUUUGUUUGAUGGUAGCACAAGUACGAACAAAAACAAGACUCCUAGUGUUUCAAAUGAAAUCGCUUUCAAUAAUCUGAAAGACCAUUUACUACCUGCCCUGCAAUACUUCAAGCAUAAUUCAAACAAUUUUCUCCACAUGUUACCAGAAGCAUUUGAAUCUGAUGUUAAUGACUUAGAUUUAGAAAAACUGGGCAUGAACAAGCAGAAGAUGUUGUAUGGUUACGUUUUACUCAAUUACCUGCUUUCUAAAGAUUAUGAAAUUAGUAUUGAAACUGAUGGUAAAGACAAUAAAACUGUUUCUUCUCUUUGUUUUAAAGUAGCUUCUUCCAAAGAAACAAAUCAAACAACAUCAACCAUUGUACCAAUAACCAUAGAUCCUAUAACUCAUACCAAACCAGUUUCCCAAUCUAAUUUACAGACUACAGUAUCAACAACAAUAAUAGAUGCAAAAACUGUUAAAUUUGCACAAGAACCUGUUCCUAUAUAUGAGGCAUUCAUGGAAGAAGAACAGUUCAUUCCAGUAAAAUUAUCAAAAACAAAAAAAGCUCCAACUAAAAAAAAUUCUCCGCCAAAGGACACAACUCCCAAUACAAAAACAAAUGUAUCUGUUACACUCAACAAAUUGAAUAACAACCAAAUUCAGAAAACAAAAAAAGCAUUGCCGAAAAAAAACUCUACAGAAAAAGCUGGUACAGCUGAUACUUUUAGUGGUGAAUCCAAUACUGUGAACGACAAACAACAGACUACACAGAAUCUAAGUCACUUCAAUUCCACAAUUCCAGUUUCAACAACAACAUCAACAAGAAUUACAACAACAAAUAUGCCAUUGACCAGAAAACUCGCAUCCACAACACAACACACAAAAAUGGUGACUGAUAAACUACCACAAGAUGAUUCAGAUUUUUCUGGCCACUCCGUGCUUGCAUUUUUAAGGCAGCAUGAGAAAAUGGAAGCUUCCCAUCAGGAAGCGUCAGGAAGUGGUGAUGAUGCAUUUGAACAUUCUGAUGAUCACUACCAUGGCCCACAUGCAGACGAUGAAAUGAUGGAGUAUAGCGAUGGUCCUGUAGAAGGUUAUUACUAUAGUGAUCAUAACUACGAUGAACAAGUUCAAAACAUUGGUUCUGGUUCGGGACAUUCUGGUUAUGAUGGUGACACUAAUGAGCCAACUACUGAGUUGCCAAAAACUGAAGAGGAAAACUGCAUGGGCAUUCCAAAUAAAAGUAUGACCCCAAGGUUAACUAAAUGUUGUGAAGCAUUGACAGUAAACAACACUGAUGAGUCAGAAUUUGUUUCUGAAUGUAUGGCAACCCAAUUAACGUACUUGUAUGGUUUGGAUGACCAAGUUGACAUAGAAGCAAUUGACACAAGAAGUCAUGGUUCAAGGUGUAUAUGUGCUGGUAGAAAAAAGGUGUUAAAUUCAAUAUGCUGCUUAAAGAGUUUUUGUCACGAGUGGCCAAAACCUGUAUUAAAAUCCCUGUGCAAUGUUUGUCAACCAUUUUGCCAACCAUGUUCGUGGUCUUUAUUAUUUGGAUGAAACUGAACAAUCAACUUCUGUUCAAUUACUAUUACUGCAUACAGUUUAUGGUUAUCCAAGAGGUCGCUCGAACUUCCCAUUUAUUUGCAAAGACAUAUCUGUCGUUGUUUAAAAUGUGGCUUUUUGUUUUGAAAAUUUAUUAU
Ciona intestinalis (vase tunicate) is the source of this 2198-nucleotide messenger RNA. The record is from RefSeq and is a predicted model, not a curated record. NCBI's taxonomy places the organism in Eukaryota, Metazoa, Chordata, Ascidiacea, Phlebobranchia, Cionidae.